Truncatella angustata is the source of this 1050-nucleotide messenger RNA. RefSeq lists its product as uncharacterized. Lineage: Eukaryota; Fungi; Ascomycota; Sordariomycetes; Amphisphaeriales; Sporocadaceae. The coding region runs from base 1 to 1050 and encodes 349 amino acids. The transcript has 2 exons. The record is from RefSeq and is a predicted model, not a curated record. Gene Ontology annotation, cellular component: membrane.
AUGUCGGUCAACACUUGGCUGCAAAGGCAGAGGAAGAUGGACCUGACCGAGUUGGCUGAACACACUGGCUUGAAGAACUAUGAAGCGUUCAAGAAGCCCGAGCUCGAACUCGCUCUCGACGAGUACCUGGCCGAGAACUCGACCCAGUUCGCGUCCGAUCCCAGAGUCGCGCCAUACUACUCGGCGCGCGACAGGGCCAUCUCUUCCCCCGUCAAGAGGGGAGCUUCGCCCAUCAAGAGGGGCUCAACUGCAUCUGCAACGCCGGUUGAGACGUUGAGGGUUACGAAACGUCGUGUCACCAAGGCCAUUGAAGAUGCUGUCGCCCCGGAUUCCGACGAAGAGCCAGCCGCAGCUCCCAGCAUGACGACUGCCCUCGUGCAAACUCCCGGCCGCGCCCUGUCUCUUGCCCAGCGCAUCCCAUUACCUGCCACGCCUGCCGAUGUUGCCGAGGCCGUCGACCGUGGAAGUGUCAUUCUGAGAAACCGUGCCACCUCUUUGUACAAGGAGUCGGGCAUCACCGAAGCAACUCAGGGCAUCAAGGAGGAUCUCUCGACCGUCAACUCCAUCCUCUUCGUCAUCUCACUUUUUGAGUCCUGGUUCUUGCGACCCGAGGUCCUGCCUGAUCGCUAUGCCUUCACCAUCCCUGCCAUCGACUUUCUCGGAACCAACGACCACCCGAUCCAGGUCCCCGACCUGUUCCUGCUGCUGACCUCUUCCUUCUGGUCUCCCUUCCUCCUGUGGCUGUUUACUAGCUUCCUUCUGCCAACCGCCGCUGGCUACUUCUUCAAUCUGUCUGCUGCCCACCAGCCUAAUCGCCGUGCACGCACCUACUCAAGCCCUGAGUACGUCGUCGAUCCUCUGACCUUCAGCAUCGUCAAGGCCUUGAUCUCCUUUGUUGUUUACGGCCAGAACGUCACCUUCGGUGGCUGGGUCAAUGAGCAGUCUAUUGCGCGCGUGGACGGUGCCCUCUACGGCGGCUACAAGGGUAUCUUGACUGGUGCCGCUAUCACUGGCCUCGUUAGCAUCUACGAUGCCAUUUUGAAGAAAUAG